UGUUAAAUCUCGGUCCCCUGACUCCUUGGAGACCAGCCUGUAAACUUCAGAACAGCAGAACGACACCAAAACAUGAGGACAGCGCUUCUCUUCCUCUGCCUUCUGGGAAUCGCUUGUGCCUUCUCAGUAAAAAACUUCCGAAGAAGAUUUAAAUCAGAGGAUUCAGACGAAAAUGCAGUAUUCAAGAACAGAUUUAGGAAUUUCCUUUACAGAUAUCCCUAUCACUACUCACCUAUGAAAAGAUAUCAGUUUAACAGUGACUCAUCAGAAGAAGGCUACGGUGGUGAUAGUUCAGAAGAGGAGGAAGAAGAAGAAGGGGGACAGUCCAAUGAAGAAAAUGAAGGAGGCAAUGAGAAUGAAACUGAAAAAGCCGCUACAGAAGCUCCUUCUGGAAAAGGAACAGUUAAUAAAGGACACGCCAAGCCUCCUAAGCAGGUGCCAGUGAAAAAAGAUCCUGUUGAGAUACCAGGAAAAGGAGGCGGGAUUAAAAAGGGCGAAAAAGACAAAGCUCCAGAAAAAGGAGGGAAGAAGGAAGGCUCUGAAAACGAGGAAGACAGUGAUGAAAAUGAAGAAGAAGAAAAUGAAGAAGAAGAAAAUGAAGAAGAGGAGAAAGUGGAUGAGAAUGGACAAAGUGUCAAUGGUACCUCUACCAACAGCACUGCAGAAGAGAAUGGAAACGGUGGCAACGGAGAGGAGGAAGAGGAAGGUAAUGAAGAGGAAGAAAAGGAAGCAACCACCAUUAUCCCUACUACUGAGGUCACUACUGUUAUCUCCACGACAGAGUAUCAGGAGCAAUAUGAAACUACCACUGAAGAUCAGUGGCAGUACGUGACCCCUGAAGAUCCGUGGCAGUACGACACCACCACCGAAGAGCCAUAUGUUUAUGAUACCACCACCACCGGUUACGAAAACGGCAAUGAGGCACAAACAGAUUACUACGGGAGCGAGAACGGGUAUCCCCGCGGCGACACUUUCAGAACAUACGAAGAUGAGUAUAGCUACUAUAAAGGGCAUGGAUAUGAUGUUUAUGGCCAAGACUACUAUUACAACCAGUGAAGAAAUGAAGCCAUCGCUUGGCAUGAUUAGUGAUAAUGGCUUGUAUCCUCAACACUCUGCUCAGCCAAGUUUGACGCUUCCACCAGCCUAAGGAGACUUCCAUCGA
This is a messenger RNA of Euleptes europaea (tarantolino), 1162 nucleotides long. It is a transcript of the gene IBSP, whose product is annotated as integrin binding sialoprotein. NCBI's taxonomy places the organism in Eukaryota, Metazoa, Chordata, Lepidosauria, Squamata, Sphaerodactylidae. The coding region runs from base 73 to 1056 and encodes 327 amino acids. The transcript is spliced from 7 exons. Gene Ontology annotation, biological process: ossification; cell adhesion; bone mineralization. Gene Ontology annotation, cellular component: extracellular region. The record is from RefSeq and is a predicted model, not a curated record.